UUAUUACCCAGAAAGUAUAAUUUAAUUUCACAGCGCUCCACUCCACACUCUCAUCAGUCUCAGAGGCCAUGACUCUGCAACUCCAAGCUCCGUCGUUCGGCGCCAGCAUUGCGUCCUUCGUUUCUCCUCUCAACCGCUCCACGCGCCGCCCUGUAAUCAUAGCUAAUGCGGAGCCGUCAGAUAAGUCUGUUGAAAUCAUGAGGAAGUUCUCUGAGCAGUAUGCUCGCAAGUCCGGAACAUAUUUCUGUGUCGAUAAGGGAGUUACCUCUGUUGUUAUCAAGGGAUUGGCAGACCAUAAAGAUUCAUUGGGAGCUCCGCUGUGCCCUUGUCGGCAUUAUGAUGAUAAACCUGCCGAGGCAGGCCAAGGCUUUUGGAACUGCCCAUGUGUUCCUAUGAGAGAGAGGAAGGAAUGCCACUGCAUGCUCUUUCUCACUCCGGACAAUGAUUUUGCCGGACCGGAACAGACAAUCUCCCUGGAAGAGAUCAAAGAAUCAACAGCAAACAUGUAAUAAGCUUUAGUGCGUAUUAACAAGCAUGUGUAAACAGUCCACUUCUGUAUUUGUAAAAGAAAAAAGAAAAAAAAAGCUCAUAUUUUGAAUC
This is a messenger RNA of Pyrus x bretschneideri (Chinese white pear), 600 nucleotides long. RefSeq names its product ferredoxin-thioredoxin reductase catalytic chain, chloroplastic-like. Lineage: Eukaryota; Viridiplantae; Streptophyta; Magnoliopsida; Rosales; Rosaceae. The record is from RefSeq and is a predicted model, not a curated record. The coding region runs from base 69 to 509 and encodes 146 amino acids. The transcript has 6 exons. Gene Ontology annotation, molecular function: oxidoreductase activity, acting on iron-sulfur proteins as donors.